This is a messenger RNA of Seriola aureovittata, 7484 nucleotides long. RefSeq lists its product as uncharacterized. Lineage: Eukaryota; Metazoa; Chordata; Actinopteri; Carangiformes; Carangidae. The record is from RefSeq and is a predicted model, not a curated record. The transcript is spliced from 2 exons. Bases 1546 to 3204 code for a protein of 552 amino acids.
UACAGCAUUAAUGAUUAAUGCUAAAAAAACACUUCCUAAAACAAAUGUGGGUACAUACAGUAGCUAAUGUAAAAAUGUAAAAAAAUUAAAAAAUGUAAAAAAAUAAAAGAUCAAGGCCAAGUGUAAAUAAAAUAUCACAUAAACACGAUAUAAACAGUAAUAGUCAUUCAUGAGUCCCAAUUUUUGAUUUUUAACAGGUGUAUAAUACCUUGUAUAUCAUUUUGAAGUAGUAAUUUUGCCCUCUGCAUUUCUCUCUGACCAACUGGCACCUGACACUGUUUUUCCAUAUAUCCUGUGAUUGAUCUUAAAAUCUAUAAUUCAAUGACAACUGGGCAAACUGCAUUUGUUCAGGAAGAUCAUAUGAUACACUUCCAAAGCUCCAGAACAGCUACAAUUGGAUCCUGCAGGGAAUUUGUUUUAUUAGCUGCUGUUUCCAAGGUCACAGUCCUUUCGAUCUCAAUCACUGUAUGAUGUAGCAUCAAGACUUCCCUUCUUUGCAUGAGUAAGAGCCUCUGUUUGCAGUGGCUGUUCUUGUUGUAAGUCAAUCAAAUGACUAGAAAGAGAUGCAAAAUGAUUACACAGACAUGCAAAACAUCCUCAAGGAGACACAAAAUGACUACAAAGAGGAAAAGGAAACAGACAGAACUAUUAAACAUAUAAAAAAUGACUACAAAGAGAUGUAAAAUGACCUCAAGUGGCACUAAAACACUACAGAGAUUUUAAAAAAAAAAAGUUCCAUUGAGACACAAAAUGACCACAAAGGGAUGCAAAACGAUCUCGAAGAGGCACAAAAAGGUGAUAAAACGACCACAAAAAAUGGAAACAAGCUAACACAAAAACAACCACAAAUGAGAUGCAGACAUGCAAAACAACAGACAUAAAAAUACUAAAAACACAAACAGCUACAGAUGCAAAAUGAUCACAUGGACACAAAGACAUGUAAAAAAAAAAAAAAAAAAUUUUAAAAAGCCAUAAUGUGAUGCAAAAUGGCAAAAAAAAAAUACAGAAUGACUACAGAUGUGUUGUUUGUCUCUUUCAAUCUGGGGGUCUUGCUCUUUUGUAUGAAAGGUUGGGGGGCCUUUUAUGACUAUCUUUGCCCAGGGGCCCAGAGUUUCAUAAUCCGUCCAUGCUUCUUUGACCCUCUAAUUGCAUAUUUCAGAUCAUGAAUAAUCCUAAACCAUAAGUGUCCGCAGACUUAAGGCCGUGUAGUGUGUGUGAAGUCUGGUACGACCAGCAUGUUAUCACUGAUGGUACUAAAAGGAGGAAGCCAGGGUCAUGAUUGCUAAAGUCAGUUAUACAUCAAAGAUAGUCAGUUAACAGCUACGUAGACGCUUUCUCCUGCGGUGACUUAUUGUUGUUAAUUAAUCUUAUCCGCCUCCUGAAACCACCAAUAGUUGACAUUUUGGUUAUUUCCACCAUAUUUAGGUCCAUUUGCUAACAUUGCAGACCGUUGGCGUUGUUGUAGCACCGCGUGAGUAAAGAUCUCAUUUCAGUGACGUCGCCUGAAAACGAUCCAAUCAGACCGUUGAAUGCAAACGACCGUUAAUGACGUUACUACCGUUUUUUCCCUUUUUUUCCCCCCACCCUCUCGUCGGCCACCAUUUUGGGAGUCAAAACACCCAACAAACAGCAGCGCACACCUCCACGCUUCUCCGUGGCCUUACUAUGGUUCACACAUGUGUGGUGGCAGGCUGUAGGAACAGAAGGACCCCAGGCACCACCUUAUCUUUCUACCGUUUCCCGCGGGACCCCGAGAGGAAGCAGCGCUGGAUAGCUGCUGUGAACCGAGAGGGCUGGGUGCCGAACGACGGCAGUCGGCUGUGUAGUACUCACUUCAUCUCAGGUAAACAGGUGAAGAAUCCGCGUUCGCCAGAUUAUGUUCCUUCUGUGUUCACGACAGCUCCCUUGUCCCCAGAGAUGAAGGAGCCAGGUGCCUUAGAGAUCCUGGACAAGCAGGAAGCACGCGUGGAGGCGGCCAAUGCUUUGUUGUUCCUGCAGGGCCAGGGCAGGUCUGCGGUGGGGGAACGGGGCCAGGAAGAGCAUCCCGAGGAGAGAGAGCAGGAGGCCAUCGUUGAGGAAAGUGCAUCAUCUUCCAUCAGCACCGAUGAAGACGAUGAGGAUGAUGAUGAAUCUGUGAGUGACAGCAAGAAAGGAAAGUUCGCUCAGACGUCGGAUGCACCGGUUAACUUUGAUGACAUCCUGAAAGCCCUGAAGAAGGAAAACCAGGCCCUCAGGGAGUCUGUGGAGAAAAUGUCCCUCUCUGAGAACUCCUUGAGGAAUGAUGCAGAGAAAGUUAAGUUUUACACUGGUUUACCCAACUACUUUGUGUUAGAGACAGUCAUGUGGCUGCUGGCACCUCACAUGGACGGGAUGAAGAACGUGAAGCUCUCCAAGUUCCAGCAGCUGCUGCUGACACUGAUGCGACUUCGUCUGGACCUCCGCAAUCAAGACCUGGCCUACCGCUUUGGCGUGAAGGUCGGCAGCGUCACCAGAACAGUGCACCGGAUGGUCAACAUCAUGUCCUCCACUCUGGUGCCGACAGCCGUCUUUUGGCCCUCUAGGGCUGAGCUCCGGAAAAACCUGCCGGCAGCUCUGCACACCUCCCACCCUGACUGCGCUGUUAUCAUAGACUGUUUCACGGUGCCUUUUGAGGAGCCGGUUUCCCGGGGCAACCAGCAGCAGCAACAGCAGCAGCAGCGGGUGUUGUCAACGUCUCAGGGGACGGGGACAAGUUAUAAUGUGUUGAAGUAUCUGAUUGGUGUGGCUCCACAAGGUGUUGUCACCUUCGUGUCCAGGGGCGUGCUGGGAAACGUCAGUGACAAGAGCCUCGCUGAGGGCUGCGGAUUUCUGUGCAAGCUUCUCCCAGGCGACAUCGUAUUGGCGAGUCGCAAUCUCGACAUUGCUGAUUCUGUGGCUGCCCGCGGAGCCCUGUUUAAAAUUGCUGGCAGCUACCAAGGAGAGGCGAACGGGAGCCCGGAGGGCUCAUCGCUGGCUGACACUUCCUCUGAGACAGUGAGCGUGCAGAGGCAUGUGGAGAGGGUGAUCUCCAUGGUGAAGCAGAGGUACGCCAUGCUCACUGGCCCUGUCGAGAGCCCCUUCACCACAGCCUCCGAGCGCACGUCGAACCUCUCCACCUUUGAUAAGAUUGUGCAAGUUGCCUGUGCCUUAAACAACCUGUGUAUCUCUGCUGCUCCACUAGAGUGAUUCAUACAGAAAUACCUAGUGCUCCUUAAUACUGGUCAGGCACUUAAGUUCCCUUUACUGCUUUGGACCUUAUUCCAUGUUCUUCCACUACAUCCCUGUGUCAACACUACAUGAUUACUACAGAACAUUCGUUUAUACUUACACAUGUUUAUUUCUCACUUGAUAUGUAUGUGACUCCCUGUUAUCUAGGCCAGUUUAUACUUGGAGCACUUCUCCCAGAUCCAGAAACCACAUUGCUAAGAUGUGAUGUCAUUAAGUUAUGCAACUCAACUGACAAAGAAUCGCAGUAAAGGGCGUUUUUUUUUUAUUUUUAUUUUUUUAUUUAGGCUUUGAAUGACAGCUGUGUGAGUAAAAUGUAUCUUUAAAUUCGUCUUCAUUAGCCAUUUGUAAAUACUGAGGUACAUAAACUUCAGUUUAGGUGGUGCAGGCAAUGUUCCCACUAAGCCAGUCCUGUGCCAUGCAAGAGUCUGCAAGUUUUUUUCAUUCCCAGCAAACACGACAGCAGCUGACUUUACUGAUUAUUUUCUCCCUCGGUUGCAGAAAGAGAGGUUGUCGGUUAAACCAGCUGUUUUGUCGCUUCCCUGCUUAUGAAUCAAGAACAGUACACACAAUACAAAAAGAAUAAAACAUGUAAAGUAACAAGAAUAGCAUGCUUAGUAAUGCGUCUCUUAGAUAAGAGUUUCUCCUGCCUGUUCCUCUUGCAGGGACAGAAACAUGUCACGAUUAAUGAGGGUUUCGAUGGAUUCCUGGGAUUAAACUAACUGUAUUUUGGCAUUUCCGCACAUUUUUGCCAGCCAGCUAGAGUUUUUAACAAUAGAAUACAAUCACCACAGGAUGAUGAGUCUGGUGUUAAUUUAUGUGUGCUGUGUUUUCUGGCUUGGACACACAGCUCAUUCCUCUGGGUUUUCAGCAGCCUCCUCCUGGCUGACCACACAUGUUGGAAUGGCAGAUGUCCUCUUCAACAGGGACUCAUUGGUAGUGAUGAUUUUCACGCAGAAUAAACAGCCCUCCCUGCAGAAACUUCCUGACACGGACCAAAAAAAGAUAAACAGUUUUCACCACAGGUCAGGAUUUACUAUAAUACACCAGUGGUGUCAGGCCAGGUGGACGCUUGUCCGCUCCAGCCUUGGCUGUACGAUUAACAAUGAUGUCAAUAUUUACCACGCCACACUAGUGUUUAACAACAUUUGUGCUGGUAACGUUUUUUGUUUUUUUUAAAAUAUUCAAAUACAGUGUUUUCUCCAAAAUGGCUAAGCCUUCAUACUCAAUACAAAGUUUGACAUUUCUGUAAAUGUUUCUUUUGCUGGCGAGGAAGGAAAGAAGAGAGCUGUUCCCCGUGUUUCCAGGUUCAUUUCAGGGAGCAGGACAAACUCAUGAUGUGGCUACCACCAGUUCACAAAGGCAAAUCUUCAUAGGCGGACAUGUGUGUACUGAAAUUAAGCGCUGUUCUCGUUUACAUGCUUCUGCAGUUCUUUCCAGUCACACUGAAUCAAAGGAUCAUUACAAGUGAUUGGAAGAAAUGCGUUGUGAAAGGACAGAUUUACCCAGAGGCCACCAGUGUUGGUUCUGUGUUAGACACUGAAGCGCUGUUGACGAGGUUUAAUUAACAGUUUGUUCAGCUGAGCAUGUCGGCUUCAGAAACUCGGAGAAUGUACAUUUUAAUUUGUGACAGAUUAAUUCUCAUCGGCUUUGUUCAGCGGCCUCUGUUCUAAUUGAUUGUAACCAUGUUGAAACCUUGAGUACAUACCACAGAAAUGUUUCUGUUAUAGGCUGCAGGCUGUUUUCAAGGGAAGGUUACCAGCCACUGAAAUGCGUUUUUGGUGUUUUUUAAUAGCUGUCGGUUUAAGAGCAGAUAUGGGUUUACAUGUAGUCAUAUAAACUGUUUUGAUAUACUGUAUAUCAUCAUUUACCUGCGUGAAAUAAGACCCUGCUUAUUGAAAUGCGUCUUCUGUUGUCCUGCAUUGCUGGUGCCUUAGUUUAUAAAGCUGGUACUGCUGUUGCAAAUCAGCCUGCGUUUUUCUACGGAUAUUUAUUUUUGCAUCCUACAAUAUGCUUUAGACCCUUUUUCUGGUUUGGUUACUAAGCUAAAUGUGCGUAAACAGUCAGCGCUCAAGUAUAAAGCGUUACUCACUCAGCUCUGUGUGUGUGUACGUUAAGAAAUGUUCCCAUUCAUUUUUGUUGUGUAUUAUUCCUGCUUCCACCAUUUAAUGUGUAUUAAUUCCAAACGAUGUCAAGUAAUUAUACAUAGAUAUUAACGUAGCUCUUAAGAGAGAGGUUUUGAUGGAUUAAACAUUACAUCAGUGGUUCUUGUGCUUUGGCUCAGGGCCUAAAAUUAAUUGGAGGAGGUUUUUCUCACACAAUGGGAAGCUUGCUCCAACAACUGACACUAAACUGGCUCAGUUCUGGUGCCAGGCGGCCAGUUAAAGUGUGUUGGGUGCAGAUAGGCGUAAUGUGGGACCCCAAAGUGGAAUGUGCCUUCUGUUCUCGGGCGUCUGGAUGUCCUCCUCCUUGGACGGCUGUGUCUUUCCUGCUGUUGGGGUAAACUCAUGUUCUCUCCACCUGUGAUGUUUUUUUUUUUUUUUUUUUAAAUAUAAUUUGUGGUUGUCACUGCUAAUGUUAAGUCUUCGGUUCACUCCAAACAAAACCGAAACAUGAAAUGAAUCCACACGGCUAAAGAGUAUUUCAAAAAUUUAAAAAUGAUUAUUUCUUUAAGCCGUUGAAUCUUCAGUAAUACACGUGUUGAAGUCUUUGACUGUCCACACUGAUAUCUGCAAACAUGCUUGUUGGUUGAAGGAUGGAGAAGACGGUGUUUAUAGAGGAGAGUUGCUGCUAGACUGAAAGUAAUAAUUUGAAAGUGGCAUGGAUUACUAUGACACUGGAAUUUUAUUAUUUUAUUUAUUGCUGUUGCUGCUUCUGAAAGCUUGAAAUGAAGCACUUCCUGUAGAGGAUUGGUAUCAGGGGAGACCGGUCAACUACCAGUGUUGAUUCAGUUCAAUUCAGUUUUAUUAUUAUUUAUCAGUCUAGCACUGAAUCAUACCAUACAUUAUGUCAAGGCACUUUACAGAGUAAUCCUUGUAAUCCUCACAGUAUUACAGAGAGAAACCCGUCAUUUCCACCGUGAACAAACACUGUUGGUGACAACAGAACCAGACUCCUCCUGGACCAGUUCAGUUGUGAGGAGAGAAAUGGGGGGAGACAAGAGAGAGAGAGAGAGAGAGUAGGAACAGCUGUAUAUACUGAUGUAUUCAAGCGCUGUCAAACUGGUUGUUGUAAUGGUGAGAAUAAAAGUUCUACUUAUAUGUGUAAUAAUGUUAUUAAUAAUAACAGCAGCAACGAUAGCGGACCCAAUUAAUAUUAAAAUACAGGUUUCGGAUUUUUGCAGCUCCAGAGUCAGAGACCUACAGAAUGAGGACAGGGAGGAAAAGCACAAGCUACAGGAGAGAUGACACAAAGUUAAUGACAUGCCGUGGCUUGAUAUAAAUGCAUGGCGAGAGAAUGAGAGAAGUGCUCAGUGCAUCAUGGGAGUUCCCCCGGCAGCCUCGGCCUAUAGCAGCAUAAGUGAGGGAUGGUUCACGGCUCAGCUAAGCAUUUCACAGAGAUAUUGAGACGUCCUGAUUAUAAGGAAUUACAGUUGUCCAGUCUAGAGGGCUAGUUUUAGAGAUGGCUGUGCUCGAGACUUGUUAUGUGUGAAGUAAAGGACGUGUCCUGGUGAGAAAUUACUCUGAGGUUUCUUACAGUAAAACUGGAGGCCAAGAAAAUGUCAUUCAAAGUGACUAUAUGAUUAGAUGAUGUUUUUUCUGAAGUGAUUAAGGCCAAGAACUAUAACUUUUGUCUGAAUUUAAAAGUAAAAAAUUGCAGGAAAUCUGAGGCUUUAUGUCUUUAAGACAUGUCUGAAGUUUGAGUACCUGAUUAUGGCUUCAUAGAUAAAUACAGCUGCGUGGUUGAAAGAACACAAUCGUUCAUUUGGGUUUCAUAUGAGGGAGUGCGACUUUGGCCAGUGUUCAGUGGUUCACUUUUCAUUAGCUCCAACUCUAAAAUAAACAAAGCUUGUAAGUUGAGAUGGAUGAAAGAGACAAUCUGUGGUUAAAGUAAACCCACUAUUUUUUCUAAGCUAUCGAUGUUCGUUUCCCACCAUCACUACCCUUCUUUUACAAUGCUGUUUGCCUUUGUUGUUACGGGUGCAUGUGCUUCCAUGAUGUGUGACCUCUCAAGGUUUAAGUCCCUCAGUUUUUCUCCAUUAUUGCCUCUGUGACUGAAACAUUAAAGUUUGGGAAAUGCAA